ACUGUGGGAGCAAGCCCGGGGGCUGAGGUAAAAGCUAAGAGGCAGGCACAGGGGUUGAGGAUCAAGGGGUCCAGGUGCAAACUUGCGGGGCAGACACGGGAGCUGAGGAAAGAACUGGGGUGCGGACACCGGAGUUGAGGUAAAAUCCGUGAAGACACACGCAGUGACUGAGGCAGGAACCGGGGGAGAGUUGCAAAGACUGUGGUGGGAAUCAAGACGGGGAAGAGCCCGGGGGGCUGAGAUCAGAACCGGGGUUACAGACACGAGGGCCGAGGCCGGAAAUAUUUGGGGCAGACGGUAGGCUAAGGUGAGAACCGGGGUACAGAAGGUGACUGAGGCGGGAACCCGGGAAAGAGAGACGCAGAGGCUGCGGCGGGAACAGGGGGAGUAGACCCAAGGCUCCAAGGAAGGCCAGGGCCGGCGGGGUCAUGCUGGAGGGGCUGCGGAGGAGCGCGCGAGGCGGAGCUGGAUGGGCCCCCGCUCUGCUGCGGGGGCUGACGACGCAGGUGCUGCAAGAAGGCGCCGUCCGGGAGGUGGCCGGUGCCCCCCAGGUGGGUGCCCUGCCCUUUGACGCCAUCCCUCAGAGCCCUGGCAACAGCUGGAUAAAGGUGCUGAAGCUGUGGAGGGGCAACGGCUUGGAGACUUUUCACUACCAGCAGGAAAAGCUCUUCCAACAGCUGGGGCCUAUCUACCGGGAGAAGUUGGGCAAGAUGACCUCAGUGAACGUGAUGCUGCCCGAGGACGCUCUGCGGUUGUUCCAGGUGGAAGGCACCCACCCCCGCAGGAUGACUGUCGUGCCCUGGCUGGCCCACAGGCUGACCCGCCGCCAUAAAUGUGGACUCUUCCUACUGAACGGCCAGGAUUGGCGAUUGAGCCGGAAGAUGCUGAACCAGGACAUCAUCUCCCCGGCCGGGGUGCGUCAGUACCUGCCCCUGCUGGACACCGUGGCCCAGGACUUCAGCCGACUUCUUCAGAGCCGGCUGCAGCACAACCCUCGCGGCUCCAUCACCGUCUCCAUCCAGCAGGACCUCUUCUGCUUCACCGUGGAGGCGAGCACCUUCGCCCUGUACGGGGAGAGGCUAGGGCUGCUGGGACCAAAUCCCCAGCCGGAGGGUCUGAAGUUCAUCAAGGCCCUGGGCCGCAUGCUGGAGACCACGCUGCCCCUGCUCUACCUACCUCCCGUCCUGGCCCGCCUCCUCUACCCCCGCAUCUGGGAGCAGCACCUGCUUUCCUGGGACUACAUCUUCGAGCACGCCGAUAAAUGCAUGCAGAACAUCUACCAGGAGCUCUGCCUGGGCCGCCCUCUUCGCUAUACGGGCAUCAUGGCCGAGCUGCUGAUCAAGGCCGACCUCUCGCUGGAGUCCAUCAAGGCCAACAUGACGGAACUCACGGCUGGCAGCGUGGAUACGACGGCGUACCCGUUGCUGUUCCUGCUGUUUGAGCUGGCCCGCAACCCCGAGGUGCAGGUGACCCUCAGGGAGGAGGUCUUGGCGGCGGAGGAAGCUGGGAUUGGCGCCAACGGCGACCUCUUGGAGCUGAUCAAUGCUCUCCCCCUCGUCCGGGGGGCCAUCAAGGAGACGCUGCGGCUGUAUCCCGUCGGCAUCAUGGUGCAGCGUUACCUAUCCAAGAACACCGUGCUGCAGAAUUACAACGUCCCAGCUGGAACGCUGUGCAACGUGGCACUGUACCCCAUGGGCCGCAGUCCGGCGGUGUUUGCCUGCCCGGAGCGCUUCGAUCCACGGCGCUGGCAGGGCAAGGACAACAACUUCCGCUCCCUGAACUUUGGCUUCGGCUUACGGCAGUGCAUCGGACGCCGGUUCGCCGAGUCGGAGAUGGUGCUCUUCCUGCGCCACAUCCUGAAGAACUUCCAGGUGGAGACGGUGUCCCGAGAAGACCUCAAGACUGUGUACCACUUCGUCCUCAUGCCGGACUCGCACCCGCUCCUCACCUUCCGCACCCUCAAAUAGGGCCUGCCUUCACCACUCUCUCCCUCGCUGACUUCUGUCCUUGCCCCCUUCCUUCCCUGCCCCUGACUCUUACUCUCACACCCCUCCCCCAGGACCCCCAUCUCCAGCUCCUGUCAGCCUCCCCCACCAUCUCAGUCCCACCCCAGUAUGGUCCCGUUCUCUUCCAGAACAGCAGCCCAAGGUCCUUUUCGGGGAAGGGGCCCGGGAAUGGCUUCUGGGCUUCGGUGAAUCCCCUUCUGCCCCGCGUGGUGAGCUGGAGAGGGUGGAAAGAAUUGGAGAAGGCUUACUGGAGAAGUUGGCCCACCCCGCCUCCUUAAGCAUUCCAAAUCCGGUAACUGACAGAAGACUCCCAUCCCCUAGAAGGUUCUGUUUCACCCCUCAGCCCAAAGAAUCCCCUUCUCUCUCUUCCCUUCCUCCCCUUCCUCCUCCUCUCAGGAAGAGCCUUUCCCUUGGGCGCCAGGCCUCCUUCUGUCGCUCAGCGUUGGUGGCGAGUGGCAAGGCAGAGAGACCCUCCCGCCCCCUGUACCCCACACCCUGCCCUGGAAGGGGUCAGUCACCCCUGGCUCAGGUCCUCCUGGCCCAAGUCCUCCGGGCUCCUAGAUGUCGGCUGCAGAGGAAACCCCCUUUUUUUUGCCCAACCGCCAUCCCCCAGCUAAGAAUUCUCCUAGGCUUCGAGGUCGCAACCCUGACAUCGCUGAGAGGGGCGGCGUU
Ornithorhynchus anatinus (platypus) is the source of this 2678-nucleotide messenger RNA. RefSeq names its product cytochrome P450 11B, mitochondrial-like. NCBI's taxonomy places the organism in Eukaryota, Metazoa, Chordata, Mammalia, Monotremata, Ornithorhynchidae. The transcript has 9 exons. Gene Ontology annotation, cellular component: mitochondrial inner membrane. Gene Ontology annotation, molecular function: heme binding; corticosterone 18-monooxygenase activity; steroid 11-beta-monooxygenase activity. Bases 429 to 1967 code for a protein of 512 amino acids. Gene Ontology annotation, biological process: glucocorticoid biosynthetic process; cholesterol metabolic process; cortisol metabolic process. The record is from RefSeq and is a predicted model, not a curated record.